AUUCCAUGGCAUCAAGUGGUUGCAAUCAGCCUGGAUUACAAUUGUACAUGCGUGUGCUCAUACAUGACAUGAUUGCAGUGCACCUAUAGUAGAUAGAUAGACAGACAGAUUUGGUGUGGGCUAUAUAGGCUGCUAGAGCUGGAUUACAAUAUAAAUAGCAGUUCAUAUGAGCGUGCGCAUACAUGUGUCAUGUGUGAGCUCUGCUCUGCUUGCUGUCAAGAGUCUGUGCUCACUGCUCACCUCUCAUUGCAGUGUUGCACGAGUGCGCCCAGCCAGCAGCCAUGAUCCUUCUCUAGAUCUCUAGCUAUCUAUAAUGAUCCUUUUCACCUUCUUUGUUCCACACGCAUACAACAUAUAUAUACGAUCGAUCGAUCGGUCGACGAGCUAGCACCAUUGUUUCCCCUCUGAGAAGAUCAGUUGUGGCCUCCACACAUGCUUCUACUUAGCAGUAAGUUGAAAAGCUUGUGCACUUGAUUUCAGUUCACAAGACAUCGAGCUAGCUUGCUACCAGGCAGAAAGGUAGAUGCUAGCAAUGGAGCAUCAGCAGGAGGAGUCGUGUGUUCCCCCGGGGUUCAGGUUCCACCCCACGGAGGAGGAGCUGGUGGGGUACUACCUGGCUCGGAAGGUGGCCGCCCAGAAGAUCGACCUCGACAUCAUCCAGGAGGUGGAUCUCUACCGGAUCGAGCCAUGGGACCUCCAAGAGAGGUGCGGCGGCGGCGGCAGGGGAGGACGGGGAGCGUGUCAGGUGGCGGAGGAAGAUCAGUCGUUGUCGGAGUGGUACUUCUUCAGCUUCAAGGACCGCAAGUAUCCGAGCGGCACGCGCACCAACCGCGCCACGGCGGCCGGGUUCUGGAAGGCCACCGGCAGGGACAAGCCGGUGAUAUCGUCGAGGAGCCGAGGGGUAAUCGGCAUGAGGAAGACGCUGGUGUUCUACAGGGGCCGGGCACCCAACGGCAGGAAGACCGACUGGAUCAUCCACGAGUACCGCCUCCAGACCAGCGAGCACGCGCCCACCCAGGACGAAGGUUGGGUGGUGUGCCGGGCGUUCCAGAAGCCGGCGCCGAACCAGAGGCCGUCCUACAUCUUCCCCGCGUACGCCGCCGCUCCGGAUUUGGGCGGCUAUUACGACGCGCGGCCCUGGCUGCAGCUGCACGGCCAAGGUGGCGGUGACCUCCAUUACCUGCAGAGCGCCGCUGGCGCUGCCGCAGCCGGCGGCCUCGACGUCAAGUACUCCUCCGAGGACCUGCUGGACUCCAAGCAGAGUCUCUUCGACAAUAUCCCACAGCUUAUCCAGAGCCCGCAGACGACCGCCCUUCUAGGCUGCGGCGACGAUGCCAUCCUCCAGCAGCAGGGACAGGGACAGACGGUGCUCGGAAUCGACUGGAACUUCCUGGACAGCCUGUUGUCCACGUCGCAGCUGCACGAAUACUCUGCCACUGCUGCGUCCCAUCUGCACCUAGAGCAGUGAAGUAGAGUUAGCGGACAUACGGCCCUAGCAGCAUCGAUUUCAUUUUAUAUAUGAUUUCAUAGUAGAUGAUGUCAGGGACACUUGGUUGACACUUGUACCUAGCUAGACUAGUCUGUUCCACUUAGUGCGUCAUGUGUUUCCCUGUAGACCACUCUG
This is a messenger RNA of Triticum aestivum (bread wheat), 1624 nucleotides long. Its product is annotated as NAC domain-containing protein 30-like. Gene Ontology annotation, biological process: regulation of DNA-templated transcription. Bases 524 to 1468 code for a protein of 314 amino acids. The transcript has 3 exons. NCBI's taxonomy places the organism in Eukaryota, Viridiplantae, Streptophyta, Magnoliopsida, Poales, Poaceae. The record is from RefSeq and is a predicted model, not a curated record. Gene Ontology annotation, molecular function: DNA binding.